Molecule: messenger RNA, 4899 nt
Organism: Rangifer tarandus platyrhynchus (Svalbard reindeer)
Lineage: Eukaryota; Metazoa; Chordata; Mammalia; Artiodactyla; Cervidae
Source: the annotation of a GenBank genome assembly
AUGAGUCGGCUGAUGUUUACACAAAUACUGCUCUGUGGAUUUUUAUACGUUCGGGUUGAUGGAUCUCGUCUUCGCCAGGAAGACUUUCCCCCGAGGAUCGUGGAGCACCCCUCUGAUGUCAUUGUCUCUAAGGGAGAGCCCACUACUUUGAACUGUAAGGCCGAGGGCCGGCCAACGCCCACCAUUGAGUGGUACAAGGAUGGUGAGCGGGUGGAAACUGACAAGGAUGAUCCCCGGUCCCACAGGAUGCUUCUGCCCAGCGGAUCCUUAUUCUUCUUACGCAUUGUGCAUGGGCGCAGAAGUAAACCUGAUGAAGGAAGCUAUGUGUGUGUUGCAAGGAACUAUCUUGGUGAAGCAGUGAGUCGAAAUGCAUCUCUGGAAGUGGCAUUGUUACGAGAUGACUUCCGGCAAAAUCCCACAGAUGUUGUAGUGGCAGCCGGAGAGCCUGCAAUCCUGGAGUGCCAGCCUCCCCGGGGACACCCAGAACCUACUAUCUACUGGAAAAAAGAUAAAAUUCGAAUUGAUGACAAGGAAGAAAGAAUAAGUAUCCGUGGUGGAAAACUAAUGAUCUCCAAUACCAGAAAGAGUGAUGCUGGGAUGUAUACCUGUGUGGGCACCAACAUGGUGGGAGAGAGAGACAGUGAUCCAGCAGAGCUGACUGUCUUUGAACGACCCACAUUUCUCAGGAGGCCAAUUAACCAAGUGGUGCUGGAGGAAGAAGCUGUAGAAUUCCGUUGUCAGGUCCAGGGCGAUCCUCAGCCAACUGUGCGCUGGAAAAAGGAUGAUGCAGACUUCCCGAGAGGAAGGUAUGACAUCAAAGACGACUAUACACUGAGAAUUAAAAAGGCAGUGAGCACAGAUGAAGGCACGUACACGUGUAUCGCUGAGAAUCGGGUUGGAAAAGUAGAAGCUUCCGCUACCCUCACCGUCCGAGCUCGCCCUGUCGCUCCUCCACAGUUUGUGGUUAGGCCAAGAGAUCAGAUUGUCGCUCAAGGUCGAACAGUGACAUUUCCCUGUGAAACUAAAGGAAACCCACAGCCAGCAGUUUUUUGGCAAAAAGAAGGCAGCCAGAACCUGCUCUUCCCAAACCAACCCCAACAGCCCAACAGUAGGUGUUCUGUGUCACCAACUGGGGACCUUACAAUUACCAACAUUCAGCGUUCGGACGCGGGUUACUACAUCUGUCAGGCCCUCACCGUGGCAGGAAGUAUUUUAGCAAAAGCUCAACUGGAAGUUACUGAUGUUUUGACAGAUAGACCCCCACCUAUAAUUCUACAAGGCCCAGCCAACCAAACAUUAGCAGUUGAUGGCACAGCAUUACUGAAAUGUAAAGCUACUGGUGACCCUCUUCCUGUAAUUAGCUGGUUAAAGGAGGGAUUUACUUUCCUGGGUAGAGAUCCGAGAGCAACUAUACAAGAACAAGGAACCUUGCAGAUUAAGAACUUAAGGAUUUCUGAUACUGGCACUUAUACUUGUGUGGCUACAAGUUCAAGUGGGGAGACUUCCUGGAGUGCUGUGCUGGAUGUGACAGAAUCUGGAGCAGCAAUCAGUAAAAAUUAUGAUUUAAAUGACCUACCUGGACCACCAUCCAAACCACAGGUCACUGAUGUGACUAAGAACAGUGUCACUUUGUCCUGGCAACCAGGAGCCCCUGGAAUCCUUCCAGCAAGUGCAUAUAUCAUUGAGGCUUUCAGCCAAUCGGUGAGCAAUAGCUGGCAGACAGUGGCAAAUCACGUAAAGACCACCCUCUAUACAGUGAGAGGACUGCGGCCCAAUACAAUCUAUUUAUUCAUGGUCAGAGCAAUCAACCCCCAAGGUCUCAGUGACCCGAGUGCUAUGUCAGACCCUGUGCGCACCCAAGAUAUCAGCCCUCCAGCACAAGGAGUGGACCACAGACAAGUCCAGAAAGAACUCGGAGACGUCCUUGUCCGCCUUCAUGCUCCAGUUGUAUUGACUCCCACCACUGUUCAAGUCACGUGGACGGUUGAUCGCCAACCCCAGUUUAUUCAAGGCUACCGAGUGAUGUACCGUCAGACUUCAGGCCUGCAGGCUACAACAGCAUGGCAGAAUUUAGAUGCCAAAGUCCCAACUGAGAGAAGUGCUGUCUUAGUCAAUCUGAAAAAGGGGGUGACUUACGAAAUUAAAGUUCGACCAUAUUUUAAUGAGUUCCAAGGAAUGGAUAGUGAAUCUAAAACAGUCCGUACUACUGAAGAAGCCCCAAGUGCCCCUCCACAAUCUGUCACUGUGCUGACUGUUGGAAGCCACAAUAGCACAAGUAUUAGUGUUUCCUGGGAUCCUCCUCCUCCAGAUCAUCAGAAUGGAAUUAUCCAGGAAUACAAGAUCUGGUGUCUGGGGAAUGAAACACGAUUCCACAUCAACAAAACUGUGGAUGCAGCCAUUCGUUCUGUAAUCAUUGGUGGAUUAUUCCCAGGUAUCCAGUACCGGGUAGAGGUUGCAGCUAGUACCAGUGCAGGAGUUGGAGUAAAAAGUGAGCCACAGCCAAUAAUAAUUGGGGGACGAAAUGAAGUUGUCAUUACUGAAAACAAUAACAGCAUAACUGAGCAAAUCACUGAUGUUGUGAAGCAACCAGCUUUUAUAGCUGGUAUUGGUGGUGCCUGCUGGGUAAUUCUGAUGGGUUUUAGCAUCUGGUUGUACUGGCGAAGAAAGAAGAGAAAGGGACUCAGUAAUUAUGCUGUUACAUUUCAAAGAGGAGAUGGAGGACUAAUGAGCAAUGGAAGCCGCCCAGGUCUUCUAAAUGCUGGUGAUCCCAGUUAUCCAUGGCUUGCUGACUCAUGGCCAGCCACAAGCUUGCCAGUAAACAAUAGCAAUAGUGGCCCAAAUGAGAUUGCAAACUUUGGGCGUGGGGAUGUGCUGCCACCAGUUCCAGGCCAAGGGGAUAAAACGGCAACAAUGCUCUCAGAUGGAGCCAUUUAUAGCAGCAUUGACUUCACGACCAAAACCACUUACAAUAGUUCCAGCCAAAUAACACAGGCUACCCCAUAUGCCACGACACAGAUAUUGCAUUCCAAUAGCAUACAUGAAUUGGCUGUCGAUCUGCCUGAUCCACAGUGGAAAAGCUCAAUUCAGCAAAAAACAGACCUGAUGGGCUUUGGUUAUUCUCUACCCGAUCAGAACAAAGGUAACAACGCCUUACUUUACAUCCCUGACUACCGAUUGGCUGAGGGAUUGUCUAAUAGAAUGCCACACAACCAGUCACAGGAUUUCAGCACCACCAGCUCUCACAACAGCUCAGAGAGGAGUGGCAGUCUCUCAGGUGGGAAAGGUGGAAAAAAGAAGAAAAAUAAAAACUCUUCUAAACCACAGAAAAACAAUGGAUCGACCUGGGCCAAUGUUCCACUACCUCCUCCCCCAGUCCAGCCUCUUCCGGGUACAGAGCUGGAACACUAUACAGUGGAACAGCAAGAAAAUGGCUACGACAGUGAUAGCUGGUGCCCACCAUUACCAGUUCAAACUUAUUUACACCAGGGUAUGGAAGAUGAACUGGAAGAAGAUGAUGAUCGUGUCCCAACACCUCCUGUCCGAGGCGUGGCUUCUUCUCCUGCUAUUUCCUUUGGACAGCAGUCCACGGCAACUCUGACUCCCUCCCCACGGGAAGAGAUGCAGCCCAUGCUGCAGGCUCACCUGGAUGAGUUGACAAGGGCCUAUCAGUUCGAUAUAGCAAAGCAAACAUGGCAUGUUCAAAGCAAUAAUCAACCUCCGCAGCCCCCAGUUCCACCAUUAGGUUACAUGUCUGGAGCCUUGAUUUCCGAUUUAGAAACAGAUGUUCCAGACGAUGAUGCUGAUGAUGAAGAGGAAGCUUUAGAAAUCCCCAGACCCCUGCGAGCGCUAGAGCAGACACCUGGAUCCAGUACGGACAAUCUAGAGAGCUCUGUGACAGGUUCAAUGGUAAAUGGAUGGGGCUCUGCAUCUGAUGAGGACCGUAACUUUUCUAGUCAUAGAUCUAGCGUAGGUAGCUCCUCAGAUGGCUCCAUCUGUGCCAGCGGCAGUUUUGCACAAGCUCUGGUGGCAGCAGCAGAUAAAGCUGGUUUUAGGCUGGAUGGAACCAGCCUUACAAGAACAGGCAAAGCCUUUACCUCCUCUCAAAGACCUCGACCAACCAGCCCAUUUUCUACUGACAGUAACACCAGUGCAGCCCUGAGUCAAAGUCAGAGGCCUCGGCCCACUAAAAAACACAAGGGCGGGCGAGUGGACCCACAGCCUGCCUUGCCUCACCGCAGGGAAGGGAUGACAGAUGAUCUUCCACCACCACCAGAUCCCCCUCCAGGUCAGGGUUUAAGGCAGCAGAUAGGCUCGAGCCAGCAUGCUGGUAACGUGGAAAAUUCAACAGAGAGAAAAGGAAGCUCUCUGGAGAGACAGCAAGCAUCCACCUUAGAAGACACAAAGAGCUCUUUGGAUUGUCCAGCUAAAACGUCCCUAGAGUGGCAGCGGCAAACCCAGGAAUGGAUAAACUCCACUGAACGCCCAGAAGACAUACGGAAAGCCCUCCACAAACAAAGUGUCGGACCAGAGGAGACGUUGGUGCCCUACAGCAAGCCCAGCUUCCCAUCUCCAGGGGGUCAUAGCUCAUCAGGAACGGCUUCUUCUAAGGGAUCCACUGGACCUAGGAAAGCCGAUGCUUUGAGGGGAAGCCACCAGCGCAAUGCCAGCGACCUUCUUGACAUAGGAUAUAUGGGCUCAAAUAGUCAAGGACAGUUUACAGGUGAAUUAUGUUAUCAUGGGACAGUGAUAAUGCAGGGACUCCAGCCACCCCCCACAGCAGAUCAUGUUGAAACAACAAAAGAAGCCACCCUGGGGCCCUUCAAUGAGAUAGGGCAAGAGUUCCAGGGCCACAACAAGGAUUGUACUCCCAAGGAAUAUGUUACCUUAGGAUCUGUUUGA